Messenger RNA from Chroicocephalus ridibundus (black-headed gull), 3737 nucleotides. It is a transcript of the gene APIP, whose product is annotated as APAF1 interacting protein. Gene Ontology annotation, molecular function: methylthioribulose 1-phosphate dehydratase activity; metal ion binding. Gene Ontology annotation, cellular component: cytoplasm. The record is from RefSeq and is a predicted model, not a curated record. Bases 171 to 878 code for a protein of 235 amino acids. The transcript has 8 exons. Lineage: Eukaryota; Metazoa; Chordata; Aves; Charadriiformes; Laridae.
CCCCGGCCGUCCGCCUCUGCCUUGGGGCAGGGCCUGCGCCGCCCGUCAGGGUAUCGCUUAGCUCGAUGCCCCACCGCCAGCGGUAGGUAAGCGCUCGGCAGGCGCCCGCGCGGCCGCACCCACAGAAGCUCCUGAGAAAGGACCCCCACGCUCGCUCCCCGGCCGGUGCCAUGGCGGCUGCUGCCAACGACUGCGACGCCGCGCAGGAGAAGUUACAUCCAAGAAAUCUUAUCCCAGAGCUUUGUCGACUGUUUUAUGGUUUAGGCUGGGUAACAGGAACUGGUGGAGGAAUAAGCUUGAAACAUGGGAAUGAAAUCUACAUCGCUCCUUCAGGAGUCCAAAAGGAAAGAAUACAGCCAGAAGAUAUGUUUGUUUGUGACAUGAAUGAACAGGACAUCAGUGGUCCUCCACCGCACAAGAAACUAAAGAAAAGCCAGUGCACACCUCUUUUUAUGAAUGCCUACACUAUGAGAGGGGCAGGUGCAGUGAUCCAUACUCAUUCCAAGGCUGCUGUUAUGGCUACCCUUCUUUACCCAGGGAGCGAGUUCAGUAUUACCCAUCAGGAGAUGAUAAAAGGAAUCCAGAAGUGUACUUCAGGAGGACAUUACCGGUAUGAUGAUACACUAGUGGUUCCCAUUAUUGAGAAUACACCAGAAGAAAGGGAUCUCAAGGAGAGAAUGGCACGUGCAGUGGAAAAAUACCCAGACUCUUGUGCUGUAUUGGUCAGACGUCAUGGAGUUUAUGUGUGGGGGGAAACAUGGGAAAAAGCCAAAACAAUGUGUGAAUGUUAUGAUUACUUGUUUGAUAUCGCAGUGCAGAUGAAGCAGCAUGGGUUAGAUCCUUCAAAACAUCCAGCGGGAGAAAAUGGGAUCUUAUAAAUGACAACAACAUUUAUAUUCAGGUUUCUUACAUGAUGAUGGGAGUUCCAGAUUCCACCUCACGCUGUUAAAACCACAAGGGGGUGUUGUUACACUCGGCUGACUGACAGAUGUUGGCAAUCAGUUUUGACUGUUAAACACAUCCAAGAAGAAAAGGAGAGUUAAAAAACAACAAAAAAAAAUAAGAUGAACAAUCAUUGCAUUUAGAAUCCUGUCAAAUGCUACAGUAGGAGCAAUGAAAAUUCAGAUGCAAAAAAAGAUUUUGAAGAAAGCUACGGAGAACUAAUGUGACAUUUUGUUUGUGUGCUUUAAAAUUUCAUGUUUCAACAACCUGCAUUUUUGAUCCUGCUCUACUGCUACAUCAUUUAACUUGUUCUAGGUCUCCAUUUCUCAAAGUUAUAGUAGCCUUUUUUGUGGGGGAAAAAAGUAAGGACAACCCCUUGAUCAGAAGUUAGGAAUAAAGUUUAAAGCAUGGUUUGAACUGUUGAUUCAUUCACGACAUGUUAAUAAGUGGGGUUUUUUUAAAUUAAGCCAGCAGCUUAUGUUUUUUUGAAUUUUCUUAAUUGUCAUUGUAGUGAUUAGGAAACACAUAAUUUUGUAGCAUGCAUUUGGAAUUUGUCUUGUCUGGGUCUUAUCUGGUUUCUACCUCUUUAAAUUCAUUCACCGUCAGUAAGAUUUUGUUUUUUACAACUUUAAAACAGCUUUUUAUGACCUAUGAUUAGCCAGCCUAAGGUAGAUUUAAUCAAACUGCUCUGCUUUCAAAAUCUCCUGGCAUGGCCCCCCAGUGGCAUCAGUCUAAGCCUUGAUUGACCAACUUUCUGAUUUGAGUAUUGAGACUCUAGUCCCAAGGGUGAAUUGAGACGGGGUAAGCACCAAUUGACCUUGUUUUCUGCUAGGAGCCAUGCAUUCCCAGCACUUCCCCUUGCAUCAUCUCUGGUGCUUUUUUGAGCCAGAAUUAACUCUUCAACCUAAGAGAAAACUACUGCAGAAGUAGGGGGAAGAAAAUUAUUAUAUUGUUUCCUAAUAAGCCAAUGUCCAUAAAACAUUGAAUCAGCUCAGAGGUGGGUCCACAGAAAACUGGAGCUGGGGCAAAAGGGGAGAUGGCUGAAGCCAGAGACUGCAGACAGUGCUUCCCCCAUUUCAGGGGGAUGGCUGUUCAAACUUAGUUGGCUACGUGUGGACAGGCAUUUACCGUGGAUGUUCUGAAGAGUUCAGAAAGAACUGAAAUCUGUGGAAAGUAUUCUGCUAAACCAAGAAGUCAGGAAGAAACUUCUUAUAUUUUUCACUCAUUAAUGAGCAUUUAUUUUUCUUUAGUUAUGUGUGUCAGGCUACUGAUUAUAGCACAACCUAUGCCAUUGGUCUCCCUAGUUACUGGUAAUUGCAUUGUGUUGAACUUGCACGAAAAACAUCCUGCUUUGGCUUGGUGGGUAUUCAUGCCCCCAUGUAAAAGUCUGUCACUGGGCUCUGACAAAAGUCAUUUGCAGUAAGGCAUCGUGGUAUAAUCCAAGCACCUGCUGACCUGGUCCAACCUGCUGGGUACCAGCUGUUUCACCUGUGCCAUGACAGCCUGGUGUAGCUCCAGAGUUGCUGCUAUGCUGACAGUUUGUCAGCAACCAGAUUCCUCUGAUCUCCACAUCCUUAUAGCAGCUAUAGCCUGUCUUUCUGUGCUGUACGAGAGAGCAUGUUGAGCAUCGGCUCCUACCAGACCAAAAGCAGCUGUCAAAGUUGACAUUGAGACCUCAACUGAUUAAGUUACCACUCCACAGGAUUUGCUAGCAGAAACUUGCUGAGUACUCAUCUGCUGAGAUAACAUAACUUCACCUCUCUGGGAUGCUUCAGAUUUUCUUGAUAGGAAAUACCUGAGCUUUGCUCUCAAAUUUUCCUGUCCCUGUCAGUCAAAUAUCAACUGAAGAGUUGUUAAAGGAAUUGCCAUAUAGUUCAGAUAGGCCUCUUUUUUCCCCCUGAUGACUGGACUGCAAGACUCACCAGCAUCAAUUACAAAAUCUCUGCCAUUCUAUUCUUACAUUAAAGAAAUAGCCAUAUUUAGUUCUUUUCUGUAUUUCCUUACACAUUUUAGGAAAAAAAAUAAUAGCAUUGACUGUUUUGUGGUUUACGUCAUUGGCUUGAUUUCUGAACUCCCUUCUCAAAUGCUUGUGCUACCUAAUAAUUAAAAUUUGUAAAUAGUAGUGGUGCUAUGCUGACAGACUUGCAGGUUGCAUUAAGAUUGGUGUCUUGUGACUGUUCAGCGCGUUUGUCCUUCCCUAUUGUACAUAGUGCUGUACCUGCAGUGUGCAACAUUUAAACCUUGGGGGGAGGGUGACCUUAAUUAUUGUGAAAUCGUGGUUAUCACUAAGUUACCACAGGUUGUUGACUAGAUGUGUAUUGUUUGGCAGUGUCAAAUAUUUUGCAGUGACUCCACGUCUUCUGAGUAUAUGUGGAUUGCAGUAAGAACUUGGAUGAAAAAUGUUAUUUUUUAGAUCAAAGAUUGACUUUGGACAGGCUGCAUAUUCCUCUGCUCCACUUAAGCACAAAACAUAUCUCUUGACUAUUUUCAAGACUUAACAGGUACAAAUGACAUGAAGGGAAAACCGACUGUAUUUCCAUUAGCUUUUCUUCCCUUUGGGCAUGCUAAUGAAAAUACUUCUUGAUGUGACAGUCCACUUACUUAGUCUUGAAAUCUAGUUGCCAUCUAUUGAUUGCAACCUUUAAUUCUGUAUUUAAACUGCUAUAUUUCUGUAAAUAUAGUAAGUAAAAAAAAUAAAUUCCUGUGGUAUUCUGAUGAUGCUGUCAGAAUAGGACAUAUUUGUAUCAUUCCAUAAUACUUAUGUUUUCUAAGGAUAAAGAUAAUUUUACACUUGG